GUCCACUCUCCAUCCACCAGCAUGGCCACGUCCUCCCAGUACCGCCAGCUGCUGAGUGACUACGGGCCACCGUCCCUCGGGUACACCCAGGGCACUGGGAACAGCCAGGUGCCACAGAGCAAGUACGCAGAGCUGCUGGCCAUCAUUGAGGAGCUGGGCAAGGAGAUCAGGCCCACCUACGCGGGCAGCAAGAGCGCCAUGGAGCGGCUGAAGCGAGGCAUCAUUCACGCCAGAGGUCUGGUCCGGGAGUGCUUGGCCGAGACCGAACGCAACGCCAGAUCCUAG
Messenger RNA from Elephantulus edwardii (Cape elephant shrew), 285 nucleotides. It is a transcript of the gene CDK2AP1, whose product is annotated as cyclin-dependent kinase 2 associated protein 1. The record is from RefSeq and is a predicted model, not a curated record. The transcript is spliced from 3 exons. Gene Ontology annotation, cellular component: cytoplasm; nucleus. Bases 22 to 285 code for a protein of 87 amino acids. NCBI's taxonomy places the organism in Eukaryota, Metazoa, Chordata, Mammalia, Macroscelidea, Macroscelididae.